This is a messenger RNA of Microthlaspi erraticum, 2034 nucleotides long. Lineage: Eukaryota; Viridiplantae; Streptophyta; Magnoliopsida; Brassicales; Brassicaceae. The record is from the annotation of a GenBank genome assembly.
AUGUCUGGAAUUUGGAGAUGGAGGAAUCUCAAAUCCUUGGCUUUGCAUGCCCGCUCUGUUUCACCUGUUCCGACUCAUCAUCUCUAUUCUCUGGAAUUGGGAUCGUCUCCGCAUCGCCGUCGUCUUCAGGAACGAUUCAAAUCGGAGCAAGGCGGUGUUGGUGGCGGCAGCAACGGCGGAGGAGGAGGAGCCGGAGGAGAUGAUUUUCCGGUGCCGACCACGCGUCGGAAGUUGAGAGCCGAGCCUAAUUGUCCUCGUUGCUCGAAGCAAAUGGAUCUGAUCUUCUCGAAUCGUCAGUUUCCUUCUUCUAGUCUUCUUCGCCGUCCCGAUGAUGAUUCCGAUUCCGCCGCCGGAGACAAAACCAAUUUCCAAUCUGUCAAUUUCUGUCCGACUUGCAAAACCGCUUACGGAUUCAAUCCUCGCGGCGUCUCUCCUCUUCAAGGCACAUUCAUCGAGAUCGGCCGUGUUCAAUCCCCAAAUUCCACCACCACCACCACCAAUACUUCGAAAUCAUCCAUCAGGAAACAACAUUCGAAAGACACAAAUCAAGGAUUCGGCGGAAGCAACAAUCUCAGCUCCAAUUACAGAAACAAGCUCAGAUCUUCCUUCUGGGACACGCUUAGAUCUUACGGAGCUGAGCCACCGGAGGAUUGGUCUCCACCUCCUCCUCCUUUGAAUGCUCCUCCUUCCUCAAACAGCAAUAUCGCUCCUGCCUCUAACGGAGCCGUCAAAAUUGAAACUUCUCCGUUACCCGAUGCGGCCAACGACGUUAGUAGCCGAUGGGGCGGAGCUGGCCUUGGCAGAGACUUUCCUACUCCGAAAGAGAUUUGCAAUUGGCUUGACAAGUUCGUCAUUGGCCAAAGCCGCGCCAAAAAGGUGCUCUCUGUCGCUGUGUAUAACCAUUACAAGAGAAUAUAUCAUACCUCUAUGAAGAAAGGGUCAGCAGCACAAGCAAUUGAUGAUGACGAUAAUGUAGAAUUAGAUAAGAGCAAUGUUCUCCUGAUGGGGCCUACUGGCUCUGGGAAGACGUUACUCGCAAAGACUUUAGCUCGGCUUGUAAAUGUUCCUUUUGUCAUUGCUGAUGCAACUACACUGACUCAGGCUGGCUAUGUUGGUGAUGAUGUAGAAUCAAUCCUUCAUAAGCUACUAACGGUGGCUGAGUUCAACGUGCAAGCAGCACAGCAGGGAAUAGUCUACAUCGACGAAGUUGAUAAGAUUACGAAGAAGGCUGAGAGUUUAAACAUUAGCCGGGAUGUUUCUGGGGAAGGUGUCCAACAGGCGCUUUUGAAAUUACUGGAAGGCACUAUUGUAAAUGUUCCAGGGAAAGGAGCAAGGAAGCAUCCACGGGGUGACCAUAUACAGAUAGACACAAAAGAUAUCCUCUUUAUCUGUGGAGGAGCAUUUGUUGACCUUGAGAAGACCAUUGUAGAUAGACGACAAGAUUCAUCAAUUGGUUUUGGAGCUCCUGUCCGUGCCAACAUGGCUACCGGCGGAGUGACUAGUGGCGCAAUAACUUCAUCUUUGCUAGAAACGGUUGAGGGUGCGGACCUGACAGCGUAUGGCCUCAUACCGGAGUUUGUAGGACGCUUUCCCAUAUUAGUUAGUUUGUCAGCUCUAGCAGAAGACCAGCUCAUUCGGGUGCUUGUUGAACCCAAAAAUGCUCUAGGGAAACAGUACAAGAAACUAUUUAGCAUGAAUGACGUAAAGCUGCAUUUUACUGAGAGAGCACUCGGGAUGAUUUCGAAGCUAGCGAUGGUGAAGAACACAGGUGCGAGGGGACUAAGAGCCUUGCUUGAAAGCAUUCUUACCGAGGCCAUGUUUGAGAUUCCAGAUGCAAAGAAGGGAGAUGAAAGAAUCGACGCGGUUAUUGUAGAUGAGGAAUCAACAGGGGCAGAAGCUUCUCGUGGAUGCACAGCAAAGAUACUUAGAGGAGAUGGUGCUUUCGAGCGUUACCUCAGCGAGAACAAGUCGAGCGAUGCUACAGAAACAACGGUUGACGAAAGAUUAAGCUCGGGGAGAGCAAUGAGCGUGUAA